GGUUCUCCACCGGAUAUUACCGUGAAUUUGAGGUCAGGAGUUCUCUCUCACAGCCAUCUUGGAAAUAGCGUCCUGAGUCGCGACCAUGCCUGGCGAAGCAACAGAAACGGUACCAGUCACCGAGCAGGAGAUGCAGCAGCCUCAAGCGGAGACUGCUCCACCUCCUGCCCCAGCUUCCACCCAGCAUCCUCAGGUAGCUUCUGGCUCCGCAAAGGCCAAAGGCAAAGAUGCCAAAAGUGGGCAGGGUUCUUCUGCCCCAAAGGCUGUACCUGGCAGAAGAAAACGUUCCUCUAUGUCUGCCUCUUCCUCUUCACCCACUUCACCUAAAUCUACUCCGCGGUCACCUAUGGUGUCACCUUUGGCUUCCUCGGCUGGUAACUCCCCUGCUAAUCGCCCCACCCCAAAAGUAGUUAAGGCUGGCAAACAAGGAAAGGCUAAGAAAGGAGAGGCAUUUGAGCCAGCUCCUGUCCAGGUAGACCACAAGGUCCCUGAGGUAAAGGAAAAGCCAGAAGAGCCUAAGCUGAAGAAAACUGUAACGGCUGAAGCUAAAGCUGUCCCAGUUGAAAAAAAAUCUCAGCCACCUCCAGCAUUUAAAGUCACCCCCAAGCCUGCGUUGGCAGCGCCAAUUUCCUUUUCAGAUGCUCUUACUUCAAGCCCCCCAAAAUCAGGUGAUAAGGUGGUUUACUCAAAACCAGCUUCCUUUAUAGUCGAUGAUGACCUCCCUCCACUUAUCCCACCUCAGAAGCUUGUUAAAAUGCCUGUCUCGGCAUCUGCUGUUGCCAAAGAGAGAGCAAACCCUGUUCUGUCUCCUUCUGAGCCCAGAUCACAAGCUGUUGUUUCUGCCCCUGCAGAGGUCACUACAACCAAGACAGCUACUGAACCCAAGCCUUUGCCUGGUGAAGCUCCUAAGGCAGCAGCCCCAGUGAAAACUGUAGCUGAGGGAGUCAUUAAAACAGCUUUGACAGACUCCAAGGCUAAGCCUGCUGCUGGUAAGACUGGCCAGGACAAACCUUCUGCUGGGGCUGCUCAGCCAGCUGAUGAGACUAAAUUGAUCUCUAACAUGGCUCCUAAACAGACUGAGGACAAUAAAGCGUCACCUCUUAAAGUUACAAAGCCAAAUGCUGGUGUAAAGUCAGCCCCCGCCGAGUUUGACAAGCCAGCUGCAGUACAAAAGAAAACUGAGGUUACCAAACAAGCACCUGAAAAGGGUGCCAUGGUAGUUCAUGAGGCUAAAUUGGGUGACUCAAAAGCAACAGCUGCUGAGGUAACUAAAGCAGCUUCUGAUACUCCCAAGCAGACCAAGGCCGCGGCCUCAGAGGCGCCCAAGCAGGCCAAACCAACCGCCGUCGAGGUGCCCAAGCAGGCCACGGCCAUUGAGGCGCCCAAGCAGGCCACGGCCACCGAGGCCCCCAAGCAGGCCAAGGCCACGGAGGCGCCCAAGCAGGCCAAACCAACAGCCGUCGAGGCGCCCAAGCAGGCCACGGCCACCGAGGCCCCCAAGCAGGCCACAGCCACCGAGGCCCCCAAGCAGGACAAGGCCACGGAGGCGCCCAAGCAGGCCAAACCAACAGCCGUCGAGGCACCCAAGCAGGCCACGGCCACUGAGGCGCCCAAGCAGGCCAAAGCCACGGCCACCGAGGCCCCCAAGCAGGCCAAAGCCACGGCCACCGAGGCCCCCAAGCAGGCCAAAGCCACGGCCACCGAGGCCCCCAAGCAGGCCAAAGCCACGGCCACCGAGGCCCCCAAGCAGGCCAAAGCAACGGCCACCGAGGCGCCCAAGCAGGCCAAAGCCACGGCCACCGAGGCGCCCAAGCAGGCCAAAGCCACGGCCACCGAGGCCCCCAAGCAGGCCAAAGCCACGGCCACCGAGGCCCCCAAGCAGGCCAAAGCCACGGCCACCGAGGCGCCCAAGCAGGCCAAAGCCACGGCCACCGAGGCGCCCAAGCAGGCCAAAGCCACGGCCACUGAGGCGCCCAAGCAGGCCACGGCCACCGAGGCGCCCAAGCAGGCCAAACCAACAGCCGUCGAGGCGCACAAGCAGGCCACGGCCACCGAGGCGCCCAAGCAGGCCACGGCCACUGAGGCGCCCAAGCAGGCCACGGCCACCGAGGCCCCCAAGCAGGCCAAAGCCACGGCCACUGAGGCGCCCAAGCCAGCCAAAGCCACGGCCACCGAGGCGCCCAAGCAGGCCAAAGCCACGGCCACUGAGGCGCCCAAGCAGGCCAAAGCCACGGCCACUGAGGCGCCCAAGCAGGCCACAGUCGCCGCCACCGAGGCGCCCAAGCAGGCCACAGUUGCCGCCACCGAGGCGCCCAAGCAGGCCACAGUUGCCGCCACCGAGGCGCCCAAGCAGGCCACGGCCACUGAGGGCCCCAAGCAGGCCGCAGAGGCGUCUAAAGCAACUUCUGAGACUCCUAAACAUGCUAAACUGACCACUUUUGAGGUUCUCAAAACAGCUGAGAUUCCUCAACAGGCCAAACCAACAGCCGUCGAGGCGCUCAAACAGACUGCUGCUGAGGCACCUAAGCCAGCAAAAGAGAAGACGGAUGAGGCGGCACCUAAACCGGCCAAACAAUCUGCUGAAGCUCCCUCAAAACCCGCUCCAGUUGAGCCUAUUGUUCCACCCACAGUCCCUCGUAAACUUACUUUUGCCGAGGCAGUUGCAAAGCCUGCGCCUGUCAAGCCUGAAGCUGAGAAAAUAAGUGCUGCUCCCUCUAAUCAAGUCCUGUCAUCUAAACCUGCUCCAACCCAAGUCAAGGUGGAGCCUGUGAUCAAGAACGACAAUGGAUCUGGCACAGAGUCGGACAGUGAUGACUCGGUUCCUGAGCUGGAAGAACAAGACUCUGCGCAGACACAAACACAACAAGCUCAGCUUGCAGCAGCUGCUGAAUUAGACGAGGAGCCUGUAAGCAAAGCCAAACAGAGCCGCAGUGAAAAGAAGGCACGAAAGGCAAUGUCAAAGCUUGGACUUAGGCAGGUAACAGGGGUCACCAGAGUCACCAUUCGCAAGUCAAAGAACAUCUUGUUCGUCAUCACCAAACCAGACGUCUACAAGAGCCCUGCGUCAGAUACAUACAUCGUCUUCGGUGAAGCUAAGAUUGAAGAUCUUUCUCAGCAAGCCCAGCUGGCUGCUGCAGAAAAGUUCAAGGUGCAGGGAGAAGCUACAGCAAAGAUCCAGGACAACACACAGACGCCCACAGUACAGGAGGAAAGCGAAGAGGAAGAGGUGGAUGAGACCGGAGUUGAGGUCAAGGACAUCGAACUUGUCAUGUCACAAGCCAACGUGUCACGGGCGAAGGCUGUACGUGCCCUGAAAAACAACAACAACGACAUUGUCAACGCAAUUAUGGAGUUGACGAUGUAACGGGAUCCUGUCAAAGAGUUGAAGAAAGGUUGCUGAUUAUAUCUAAGCUCGUUUAUACAAUUUAUACCAAGAUGGAAAUAAAGUUGUGGCUUGAUGAAAUUA
Messenger RNA from Girardinichthys multiradiatus, 3466 nucleotides. RefSeq names its product nascent polypeptide associated complex subunit alpha (gene naca). Gene Ontology annotation, biological process: protein targeting to membrane. NCBI's taxonomy places the organism in Eukaryota, Metazoa, Chordata, Actinopteri, Cyprinodontiformes, Goodeidae. The record is from RefSeq and is a predicted model, not a curated record. The coding region runs from base 86 to 3364 and encodes 1092 amino acids. The transcript has 10 exons. Gene Ontology annotation, cellular component: nascent polypeptide-associated complex; cytoplasm.